Molecule: messenger RNA, 1613 nt
Organism: Taeniopygia guttata (zebra finch)
Lineage: Eukaryota; Metazoa; Chordata; Aves; Passeriformes; Estrildidae
Source: RefSeq, a predicted model, not a curated record
CCAGAGAAGCUGUGGGUGCCCCAUCCCAGUGGGUGUUCAAGGCCAGGUUGGAUGGGAACCCGAGCAGCCUGUGGAAAGUGUCACUGCACAUAGCAGAGGGGUUGGAAGUAGUUGACCCUUAGGAUUCCUUCCAAUCUGAACUAUUCUGUGAUAUUCUCACUUUGUGCCACUUAUGGGGCUGGGGACUGUCAUCAGCCCUUAUACAGAUGAGUGAAAAAAGUGCUGAUCACUGCUAGUCACUUUUUGCAGAUGGAUGUUGCAGUGGAUGACAUCUCAAGUGUAAACUGGAUUUUUCACUUGUUUUUAGUGAGGACUGAAAGCAUCAAACCAUUGAAUUAACAAACCAGGCUGACAGGACACUGCAGUUUGUACAGCGAAUCAAAUGUGACACGUCUUUUGUAUCUUAAAUGACUGAUUUUUUUGUUCACAAUGUAGGAAACAGUAGAGAAUGUCUUUUCGUGGAAGAGGAGGUGGAGGAGGAAGAGGAGGUGGCUUCAGCCGUGGAGGAGGUGGCGGUGACAGAGGUGGCUUUAACCGUGGUGGGCGAGGUGGCUUUGGACGCGGAGGUGGAAGAGGAGGCUUCAACAGAGGAGGAUAUGACCAGGGCCCUCCAGAAAGGGUAGUUUUGUUGGGAGAGUUCAUGCAUCCCUGUGAAGAUGACAUAGUUUGUAAAUGUAAAACAGAAGAAAACAAGGUGCCUUAUUUCAAUGCCCCAGUGUACCUGGAUAAUAAGGAGCAGAUUGGCAAAGUGGAUGAAAUAUUUGGACAGCUGAGAGACUUUUAUUUUUCAGUGAAACUGUCUGAGAACAUGAAAGCCUCUUCAUUUAAAAAAAUGCAAAAGUUUUACAUUGAUCCAGCAAAGCUGCUACCUCUUCAGAGAUUUUUGCCAAGGCCCCCUGGAGAAAAAGGUGCUCCCAGAGGAGGUGGUAGAGGAGGACGUGGUGGUGGACGUGGGGGAGGAAGAGGUGGUGGCAGAGGAGGAUUCGGAGGAGGCAGAGGUGGAGGAAGAGGAGGAGGAUUCAGAGGAGGUAGAGGUGGAGGAGGAGGAGGAUUCAGAGGAGGAAGAGGUGGUGGAGGAGGCUUUCGGGGAAGAGGACAUUAAAAAUGGAGCCAUGAGUAUCUCCUCAUUUUCUCACCAUGUCAUCUGCAGAAGCAAAGAACCAUGAAAAAUUUUUGUAAAGGACCCUGAAAAUCUUUUUAUAAAGAACUUGAAGAUACAAAUGACAAUUAUUUUUACACUUAAUGACUGUUCAUGGACGCAUGAGGAGAGUGUAGCCCCAGGUGAAGAGCUGAAGACUGCUCAGAAUAUGUAAACUUUACUAACUGAGCCAUGAUUCGAUGUUAUUCUUAAGCUGUUUGUUUCUCACAAGCAGUGCAGUCAAUGCUUAACUCCAUGUUGGAGUUUGGAGUGAACAAUCGGUUGAAAUGAAUUUUCAAAAGACCCUACAGGUUCACUGCAUGCACAUGCUUCAGUGUAAACUGUGCAUGACUGAUCCCUGGUUCUCAUCCUCCUUUUAUAUCGAAUCUUCUGGGCUGCUCUGAAGUGGACAUGCCAUUUAAACAACCUUUGUGAACCUUUUUUAUAUAAAUUAAAUUUCAAACUUUUGUGUUGA